AUGGCUGACAUCAAGAGAUCUCGGAAAUGGAUUCACGACCAGAUUGAAUCUUUAAACCCUUAUGAGGACUACGCGGAGAUAUUCCGGCUCUCCGUGGGGUAUGGAGGAAACGAUUUCAUGAACACCCUGAUCUACUGCCUCACCUUUCCCAAUUUCAUCGUGACCGAGUGGGGCGCCCGCGUCGUUUGGCGAGAGGACGGCGGUAAAAUCUUGAACAAGGCGGGAGAAAGAGUCGAGCAGACCGAGAGCAAAAAUGCUACUUGGUGGUGGUAUGGCCCGCACGACACGCGAACCAAGGAGUCGGUGGAGAGCAUCAACAAGCUGCACAGAUACUGGGCAAAGCAGUACAAGGGCGUCUUCUCCCACAAUGACGAUUACAUCUACACACUUGCGUUUACUGGCACCAUGAUGGACCGUCUGCGAAAAAGGCUUGGCCUCUCUGGAGUUUCCGACAAGGUCAAAAUCGCCUCGCAUCUUGUCAUGAGGGAAAUGGUUCCUCUUUUCCAAGCCGAGGAUGGAGUGGCACUACAUUCGUUCCCGAGCGAUUGGGACGGCAUGGUCAGGUACUGCGAGGACUACGAGAAUCAACCGCACCCCGGAUCUGAGCAAGGCAAUCUUUGUGCGAAUGCCAUGUACGACUUUUUCGCAUUUCGGUUCUUUCCAAGACCCUUGAGAUGGUUGGGGCGCUCCAUCCCGAUCGCACUCAGUUUGCCAACUACUUUGCGAGCACAUCACAUUGAGCCAGUUAAUCCAUGGCUCCGGGCCAUGGUCAUAUGGGCCUUUGGCUUUCUGUUCUGGCUGCAGGACAAUGUAUUCCCUGACCCUCAGGUUGCCGCGGUACCACAGAUGGAAAAUAUGGGACCAGAGGACAAGGUUCAGCGAAAGCAACAGAUCCAGGAAAUGGAUGCAGAGUAUGCUCCAGACUUUGCCAAGCGCUACUCGAAUGUUGCGCAAUGGGGAGGCUGUCCUUAUCACCAGGCUUUAAAGGUUGUUGGGCAGGAGAGAAUUGUAGCUCACGAAGACAAAAUGAAGUAA
Pestalotiopsis fici W106-1 is the source of this 1035-nucleotide messenger RNA. RefSeq lists its product as uncharacterized. Lineage: Eukaryota; Fungi; Ascomycota; Sordariomycetes; Amphisphaeriales; Sporocadaceae. The record is from RefSeq and is a predicted model, not a curated record. Bases 1 to 1035 code for a protein of 344 amino acids. The transcript has a single exon.